Molecule: messenger RNA, 1404 nt
Organism: Aedes albopictus (Asian tiger mosquito)
Lineage: Eukaryota; Metazoa; Arthropoda; Insecta; Diptera; Culicidae
Gene: Fkbp12
Product: peptidyl-prolyl cis-trans isomerase Fkbp12
Exons: 3
Coding region: 206-532 (108 amino acids)
Biological process (GO): protein peptidyl-prolyl isomerization
Cellular component (GO): sarcoplasmic reticulum membrane; cytoplasm
Molecular function (GO): peptidyl-prolyl cis-trans isomerase activity
Source: RefSeq, a predicted model, not a curated record
GCGAGUGAGAAAGAAGUCUUGUUCUUGAGAAACGCGAUCCGGCAUUUUACUUUUCUUCCUGCCUGCUGCGAGUGAGUAUUUUGCUUCGCCCGUCCGUGUGUGAAAGCGUGACAUUUUUUUCCUCGUGAAAAACGCCUAAUUCCGGUGCUUUGUUCCGUGUGUUUCUUCCCGCAGCGUCGGUUCGAUCAAUCGAAGCAACUAUAAAAUGGGUGUCCAGGUCGUUACGCUAGCCGCCGGAGACGAGGCAACCUACCCUAAAACUGGCCAGGUCGCCGUGGUGCACUACACCGGUACGUUGUCCGAUGGAAAAGUGUUCGAUUCGUCCCGCACCCGCGGUAAGCCGUUCCGGUUCACCGUUGGACGCGGAGAGGUCAUCCGCGGAUGGGAUGAGGGUGUCGCCCAGAUGUCCGUUGGACAGCGUGCCAAGUUGGUCUGCUCUCCGGACUACGCCUACGGUAGCCGCGGCCAUCCAGGAGUCAUCCCACCAAAUGCCACCCUCACCUUCGACGUCGAGCUGUUGAGGGUUGAAUAAGCAGCACUCAGGAAGAGGCGAAUAUUUAUUGUCUCAACAGAUAGAGCAAAUACAGCAAUGAAUACAUGAAACCGCCCCUCGGAAACCAGGAACAACCGAUCAAGGAAUGGACAAAACACAUCUAAACCAACACAAACAGGAAAUCAACAAGCAAUCCUAGAAACCCGGGUCUGAUAAGGAAGCAUCGUCAUCAGUCCUUUGAAUGUAGUUACGCGAUAGCCAACCAACCCACAAUCUCUAAAAAUAAUCAACGAUCGAUAAUCAAAUCGUGUUUGAGAAGAAACGUGGUCAUUCGGUUUUGAGUUGUAUACUCUUCCAGGUUUUCAAUCGUAAGUCUUACUAUCUACUAUACUAACAAACGUAAAACAAAUCAGCAAAUGAUGCAUUUAAAUGUAGCAAACUACUUCCAAUUUAGAAUUGCAGGCAGCUGCCUUUCGCAAGAAAGGCAGAAAGUAGUCCAUACCUACCUUCCAUUGUUCAUCUGAAAACUCUUAAAACACUUUUAAACAUUCACAAGUUGGUGGUACAUGUAAUUUCUUGCUCCGGUAGCAAAUUCACAAAAAUUAAGUCUUAUAAGGGAAACUAUUUAAAAAAUAUUAUUCUAAACCCAAAAGUUCGAUUGUGGAACGUUUAAACGAUGAACUAUUAGCAUUUAUCUAACUCGUGUUUUGAUUACAACAACAUGUUUAAAGGUACUGGUAGAAUCCUGAACAACUUUAGCAGCGGCUGUUUUAGAGACACCAUUAGCCAGUUUCUCCAUCCCAAAAUGAAUCCAACAAGAUACAUAACGCUAAGGCUCCACACGUUAAAACAUUCAUAACUCUAAUCUGAUACCAUAAAUAAAUACACACAUUGAGAAGAACAAAAAAAAA